Messenger RNA from Eruca vesicaria subsp. sativa (arugula), 720 nucleotides. The record is from the annotation of a GenBank genome assembly. Lineage: Eukaryota; Viridiplantae; Streptophyta; Magnoliopsida; Brassicales; Brassicaceae.
AUGGAAUGGUGUAUGAACCCAAUAGCUGUAAAGAUUGGUCCUUCAUUCUUCAAUUUGGCUGUAGCUACAAGGAUAAUAUGUUCUCCAGAAUGGCUUGGCAAUGAGGAAAUGAAUUCAAUUAUGUUUAUAUGGCGAGUGAACACAUCUUUCAAGCGUUGGACCCCAACCCAUGUUGCUUUCAUGCCCUCCAUCUUCUGCCUCCAAAUGGACACUGAAUUCAACAAGUUUGUCCCGAACAAAAAAACUUAUGAAUUGCAUGAGUUUCUUAUUUCUUACGGUAGAGGAGAGCUUCCAGCUCAUGGGCGGACUGAUCAAGUCUGGGGUGUCGAUGUUGAUCGUCUCUAUUUUCCUCAGUUUGUAAAUGUUAAUCACUGGAUUGCUGUCUGCAUCAACAUCAUUGAGAGAAAAGUGGAAGUCUUUGAUUGCAAUAGAGGAAGGAAUAGGCAAUACGUUGAGAAGUUUGCGGCUUUGAUUCCGCGGAUAGUGAAGGCCGUUGCACCACCCGAAAGCAAGAAGCAGCUACUCGUAUCACCAUAUUCUAUAGUAGAUGUACCGAUGAAGGCGAGGUUGAACAAGAGUUGUGCUGAUUGCGGAGCAUACGCACUUAAACACUUGCAAUGCCAUCUCCUUGGUCUCGACCUCGGUUUAGUAAAUGACGAAAUCAUCCAGGGCUGCAGACAGAAGAUUGCUGUGGACUUAUGGGAGACAACAUUUUCUUAA